AUGAAUACUGAAGGGAAAAAAAUGGCCGCAAGCCUUUACGGAAGGGUAAAUGUGCCAAUAGAAAGAUGUCGAGUCAACUUUUGUACUGAUAUGGAAAAAUCUGUUUUGAUGAGUAAUUUUGAAAGGCGCGGGUGGCAUCAAGUUGGGCCCGACGAUGAGUGGAACUUUUAUUGGGCAUCAACACAAACUUGCAGAAACUUGUUCAGCGUCGAGAGCGGCUAUCGGAUGAAUGAUAAUCAAAUAAUCAAUCAUUUCCCUAACCAUUACGAACUGUCGAGAAAAGACUUACUGGUGAAAAAUAUAAAAAGGUAUCGAAAAGAAUUGGAACGAGAUGGAAGUCCUUUAGCCGAAAAAGCCGAGGUCGUGUUACAUGGAGGGCAAGUUGUUACCCGUUAUGUUCAUCUAGAUUUUAUCCCAGUGACAUUUGUUCUCCCAGCAGACUACAACAUGUUUGUUGAGGAAUACCGUAAAUCACCCCAGAGUACGUGGAUUAUGAAACCCUGCGGAAAAUCCCAGGGCACUGGUAUAUUUCUCAUAAAUAAACUGUCGAAACUGAAAAAAUGGUCAAGGGAAGCGAAGGCCCCUUUUCACCCGCAGCUAAGUAAGGAAAGCUAUGUUAUAUCUCGUUAUAUCGAUAAUCCUUUGCUUAUCGGCAGCAAAAAGUUUGACCUGCGGCUAUACGUAUUAGUGACAUCGUUCCGACCAUUGAAAGCUUACCUUUUUCAACUGGGAUUUUGUAGAUUCUGUACAGUGAAAUAUGACACAAGUGUUACGGAGUUAGAUAAUAUGUAUGUGCAUCUUACAAAUGUCAGUGUACAGAAGCACGGGGGUGAUUAUAAUAAUAUACACGGUGGAAAAAUGAGUGUACAGAAUUUGCGUUUGUUUUUGGAAGGUACCAGAGGUCGGGCUGUUACUGAAAAAUUAUUUGCCUCGAUACAAUGGCUUAUUGUGCAUUCUUUGAAAGCUGUAUCAUCUGUAAUGGCAAAUGACAGGCAUUGUUUUGAGUGUUAUGGAUAUGAUAUAAUAAUAGAUAAUCAGCUGAAACCCUGGUUGGUGGAAGUGAACGCUUCACCGUCUCUUACAUCAACAACUGUAAAUGAUCGAAUAAUGAAGUAUAAAUUGAUAGAUAAUAUUUUGACAGCCGUACUGCCUCCUGAUGGAAUACCUGAUGUGCGUUGGAACAAAGUGCCUAACCCAGAAGCUCUAGGGAACUUUGACUUGUUGAUUGAUGAAGACUUGAUGGAAAAAGAAGAGUCAGCAAACUCAACUGGUCGAGGUGCAAAAAAUAAAAAAUAG
Pararge aegeria (speckled wood butterfly) is the source of this 1296-nucleotide messenger RNA. Its product is annotated as probable tubulin polyglutamylase TTLL1. The transcript has a single exon. Lineage: Eukaryota; Metazoa; Arthropoda; Insecta; Lepidoptera; Nymphalidae. Bases 1 to 1296 code for a protein of 431 amino acids. The record is from RefSeq and is a predicted model, not a curated record. Gene Ontology annotation, molecular function: tubulin binding; tubulin-glutamic acid ligase activity. Gene Ontology annotation, biological process: protein polyglutamylation; microtubule cytoskeleton organization. Gene Ontology annotation, cellular component: cilium.